Molecule: messenger RNA, 1296 nt
Organism: Equus quagga
Lineage: Eukaryota; Metazoa; Chordata; Mammalia; Perissodactyla; Equidae
Gene: FAM110D
Product: family with sequence similarity 110 member D
Exons: 2
Coding region: 192-1010 (272 amino acids)
Source: RefSeq, a predicted model, not a curated record
UUGGCUGCCACCAAAGUUACUUCCAGUCCCUGCUGUCCCUCCUGCCCUUAGUCUGGCCCUGCCCCGGGACCCCUGCAUUCAGCCUCUCCACACAGAGGCCCCAGGGAGCUCCAGCCAAUUGCUCUCCACUCCUCAACUAGCUGCCUACCUCCAGUGGCUUAUGGGGCACUGUCCUGACCAACUCUGCUAAGAUGCUCCAGGCCUCUCCCUCCACCCCGUCCAGGGGACGGACCCCCAGCGCAGUGGAGAGGCUAGAGGCCGACAAAGCCAAGUAUGUCAAGACGCAUCAGGUGAUAGCGCGACGCCAGGAGCCAGCUCUGCGCGGGGGUCCCGGGCCGCUUACGCCGCACCCCUGCAAUGAGCUGGGGCCCUCUGAAUCGCCCCGGACGCCCAGACCCGCCCGCCGAGGCAGCGGCAGGCGACUGCCAAGGCCUGACUCUCUCAUCUUCUAUCGCCAGAAGCGGGACUGCAAGGCUUCUGUGAACAAAGAGAACGCCAAGGGCCAGGGGCUGGUGCGGCGCCUCUUCCUAGGAGCCCCCCGAGACGCCGCCUCGAGCAGCCCGGCCCCACUGGAAAGACCUGCGGCUCCUGGGGGUUGGUCUGCGCCCCAAGAUGCCCCAGAAGCGGCGGGAAAGAGGGCGCUGUGCCCCACGUGCUCGCUGCCCCUAUCGGAGAAGGAGCGUUUCUUCAACUACUGCGGCCUGGAGCGCGCGCUGGUGGAGGUGCUGGGCGCCGAGCGCUUCUCUCCGCAGAGUUGGGGGGCCGACGCCAGCCCCCAGCCUGGAUCGUCGCUGCCGCCCGGAUCCGGGGACACCAGCGACUGGACGUCCAGCGACGGCGGCACGGAUCGCCCGAACGGUGCGGACGGCGGCGGCGGGGGCUCGGAAGCGGCGGGCUCGGCGCGGGAUGGGCGCCCGCCUGUGUCGGUGGUGGAGCGCAACGCGCGCGUCAUCCAGUGGUUGUAUGGCUGCCAGCGCGCCCGCGGCCCGCCCCGCGAGUCCGAAGUGUGACAUCGGCCGCUCCGGAGCGGGGUCCCGGGGAGUCCGGGGUCCGGGAAGGGGCAAGGGGUGAGCGCGGGACUGGACCUGGGCACACGCAGGGAUACCCCGCCUUUGAAGCGCAAGGUGCCUUUAGGCAAGCCCUUCACUCUGGAUCGCGGCUUCCCGAAGUGAACCGUGGGGGUAUGGGACAAAAUCUCGGAGGCCCUUCUCACCGCAGAACGCGGAAGGGGAGGUGGCCGCCUCGUGGCCCCUGUGGAGGCCGGGUCUGGGGAUCGAAGACUGGGGUGGGAGAUCA